This is a messenger RNA of Equus quagga, 7676 nucleotides long. It is a transcript of the gene SLC7A1, whose product is annotated as solute carrier family 7 member 1. Bases 673 to 2562 code for a protein of 629 amino acids. Gene Ontology annotation, cellular component: plasma membrane. Gene Ontology annotation, molecular function: amino acid transmembrane transporter activity. Gene Ontology annotation, biological process: transmembrane transport; amino acid transport. The record is from RefSeq and is a predicted model, not a curated record. Lineage: Eukaryota; Metazoa; Chordata; Mammalia; Perissodactyla; Equidae. The transcript is spliced from 15 exons.
GUGACGCAGCGAGCGGCCCGCGCUGCCAGGCCGGGGGCGGGCGGAGGGCGGGUGCCGGGCGCGCGGCUGAUGAAACCGGCGCCGGAGCUUGCCCGCCCUCGCGCUCCAUUCAGUCGGCGCGGGCAGGUGUGAGCAGCCGGUCAACUGCCGGGCGGGGCACGCGGCCAGCCGGCAUCCGCUAACCGCAGCGCGCACUCCCGCCCCGGCCCCCGCGCCGCGCCUCCGGCCCAGCGUCCGUCAGCCCAGCCGCCUGCGCGUCCGUCCGUCCAGUCUUGCCGGCAUCCUGCCGCCCGACGGCUCGGCGUUAAGAGGAGCAUCGCACGGGUGGAACUCUGCGUUCAGGCCUGUGCAUAAUCGCGCUGCUUUAUAGCGCCCAUCGCCUUGGCAGAGAGGGAAGAUCCAUCAGCUCAGGGGACGUGUCUUGAUAGUUCAGCAAAGCAGCCAGGAGCCUGAAGCCCCUGUCCCAUCUCUCCUGAGACGUCUGUGCUCCAAGACCCAGGUGAUCCUUGGUGACGAGGUGACGAGUCCUCCCAUCGUAUUCCAGUCAUUCCCCAAACGGUACAGACUCAAGCCCAGAGGAGUGUCUGGGGACGUGGCCAGGGAGAGCGAAGACUACAGCUGCCUGUUACAAAUCCGUUACCCUUGGCUGUGUUUCUAGAUUUGAACAGCAAAAUGGGGUGCAAAGUGCUACUCAAAAUCGGGCAUCAGAUGCUGCGGCGGAAGGUUGUGGACUGCAGCCGGGAGGAGAGCCGGCUGUCCCGCUGCCUGAACACUUUUGACCUGGUGGCCCUGGGGGUGGGUAGCACGCUGGGUGCCGGCGUCUAUGUCCUGGCCGGAGCUGUGGCCCGUGAGGACGCGGGCCCUGCCAUUGUCAUCUCCUUCCUGAUCGCGGCGCUGGCCUCGGUGUUGGCCGGCCUUUGCUACGGCGAGUUUGGUGCUCGGGUCCCCAAGACAGGCUCUGCCUACCUCUACAGCUACGUCACUGUCGGGGAGCUCUGGGCCUUCAUCACCGGUUGGAACUUAAUCCUCUCCUACAUCAUCGGUACUUCAAGUGUAGCGCGAGCCUGGAGUGCAACGUUUGACGAGCUGAUUGGCAAACCCAUCGGGGAGUUCUCGCGGACGCACAUGGCUCUCAAUGCCCCUGGAGUGCUGGCUGAAAACCCAGACAUCUUUGCCGUGAUUAUAAUUCUUAUCUUAACAGGGCUUUUAACUCUUGGUGUGAAAGAGUCAGCCAUGGUCAACAAAAUAUUCACUUGUAUCAACGUUCUGGUCCUGGGCUUCAUAAUGGUGUCAGGAUUUGUGAAAGGAUCAAUUAAAAACUGGCAGCUCAGCGAGGAGGAUUUCCGGAACACGUCCGGUCAUCUCUGCUUGAACAAUGGCACAAAAGAAGGGAAACCUGGUGUUGGUGGAUUCAUGCCCUUUGGAAUCCCUGGUGUCCUGUCGGGGGCAGCGACCUGCUUCUAUGCCUUUGUGGGCUUUGACUGCAUCGCCACCACAGGUGAAGAAGUCAAGAACCCCCAGAAGGCGAUCCCUGUGGGGAUCGUCGCGUCCCUCCUGAUUUGCUUCAUCGCUUACUUCGGGGUGUCGGCCGCCCUCACACUCAUGAUGCCAUACUUGUGCCUGGACAAAGACAGCCCCCUGCCGGACGCCUUCAAGCAUGUGGGCUGGGAAGGUGCCAAGUACGCGGUGGCCGUCGGCUCCCUCUGUGCUCUUUCCACCAGUCUUUUAGGUUCUAUGUUUCCCAUGCCUCGAGUUAUCUAUGCCAUGGCCGAAGAUGGACUGCUUUUCAAAUUUUUGGCCAGAAUCAGUGAGAGGACCAAAACACCAAUAAUCGCCACCUUAACCUCAGGUGCCAUUGCUGCUGUGAUGGCCUUCCUCUUUGACCUGAAGGACUUGGUGGACCUCAUGUCCAUCGGCACUCUCCUGGCUUACUCUUUGGUGGCUGCCUGUGUGUUGGUCUUACGGUAUCAGCCAGAGCAACCUAACAUGGUGUACCAGAUGGCCAGAACUAGUGAUGAGCUGGAUCAGGCAGACCAGAAUGAGCUGGUGAGCACCAGCGAUUCCCAGACAGGCUUUUUACCAGAAGCAGAAAGGUUUUCUUUGAAAACCAUACUCUCACCCAAAAACAUGGAACCUUCCAAAUCCUCUGGGCUAAUUGUGAACAUUUCCACCAGCCUCAUAGCGAUGCUCAUCAUCACCUUCUGCAUCGUGGCCGUGCUGGGAAAGGAGGCUCUGACCGAAGGGAAGUUGUGGGCAAUCUUCGUGCUCACGGGAUCUGCCCUCCUCUGUUUACUGGUCACGGUCAUCGUCUGGAGGCAGCCUGAGAGCAAGACCAAGCUCUCAUUUAAGGUGCCGUUCCUGCCGGUACUCCCCGUCCUGAGCAUCUUUGUGAACAUCUAUCUCAUGAUGCAGUUGGACCAAGGCACGUGGGUCCGGUUUGCAGUGUGGAUGCUGAUAGGCUUCGCCAUCUACUUUGGCUACGGUUUGUGGCACAGUGAGGAGGCGUCCCUGGGCGCUGACCAGGCAAGGACUCCUGAUGGCAAUUUGGACCACUGCAAGUGACACACGGCCCCGCCCCCCCGAGGUGGCAGCAGCCCUGAGGGACGCCCUCGGAGGACCCGGAAGCACCUUGCUCUUUCCACCAAUGCGUCAGGACCCACUCACAUCCAGAGAGCCCCAGUGCAGCGAAAGGUGCAACUACUUGAACUGCAACCUCAGCCCGCAGCUCACGGGUCCUGCCCAGACCUGCUCUGCGGUGGGCGCACUGGGCCCCGCUCACCUCCUACAGCUUCCUGGCCAGGGCUCCUUGGCUGUGGCUGGCCACUGUGUCUCCUAACCUCCCUCUGAACAAAGAACGUAGCUCCUCUCCUCACCAGCUCAGUGCCCGUGCUGCUGCGGCCUCAGACAGAACGGAGGCCGCCUUCUCCCGUUACCUCGGGAAUCCAGGCCUCCUCCCCAGGGACUGUGCCGGUGUUGGAAAUGUUGCAUACUCCAAACUUUGAAUAGCCAUCUCCCCACUCAGCCCUAGACAGCCGGCCGUAGAUGCAAGAUGAGUGCCACCAAGCAGGCUGUCCCCAGCAGUCCCCCACCACAGCCAAAGGACAGCUGUUUACUUAAAAAGGAAAAACAAGACUGGUUUCCUUCUCUCCCUUCUGUCCUCUGAGUUGCUUCCAGAAGGGGUCAUUAGGACUGUGACCCCUCCCUUCACUUUCCCUCCCAGGUAGGGGCUUUGCUCGGACACUGUGACAGACGCCAGCACCCCAGCACACUCGGGCAGCAGGCCUGAGGGCAGGGGGUUCCGUCACAGACUAGAAGAGGGGAGCACUAUGUGGGAGCAAGGCGGAGGGGCUGGGAGGGCGGGCUCCCCUGCGCUGUGCACCGAUCCGGGGCCUUCCGCAGCUGCACUCCCUCCAGGCCUGGGCCGUUCCUACUGCUUCUGGCAUCUCUCUCUGCCAGCUGCGCAUCCUGAGUAACUGGAACCUGACAACUGUAUUUGUGUAAGACCCGCCUCAGAUUAGCAGAGCUUACAACACCAUUUCUUGCAAGUCUUUGCCAUUCGCCAGAUCCUGCCCUCUGAUGCUAGUGGGUCCAUUUCCUGGGUCUUGUAAGGUUCUCCAGGCAGGUGUCCGCUCGUUCUGAGGGGUCGGUGGCCAGUGCUCCCUGCCACUUCUGACCCCUGACGUGGUCUGUUUGGCCCCCCUCUUAGGUAUAAUUCAAUCGAGUCCUCCUGUUAGUUGCUGUGAAUCACUCCCCCAAAUUAAGUUGACACUUAAUGUUGACUUGGAAAACGACCAAAUAAUUACCCGAUGCCAUAGGUGUACUGUUCAGGGUACGGGGUCCACACGUGAGACAGUUGGGGUCAUAUUGCUGUCCCUCUUAUGUAUCUGUUGUCCAAAUGCCGUGGGUUUGUAACCCUGCCCUGGGCCUCCUGCCUCUGUAAGUCAGAGAGCCGUGGGGCCCAUUUGGUGUCCCCAUACACAGGGCACGCUCCCCUCCCGGGGCACUGGAGGACUCAUGCUGGGUUACACACUCCUUGUAGACGGAAGCCAGAGGAAGCCUUCCAGUUAGUGGGAUGGAGGAGUCAGGGCCCUGCGCUGAUGGGAGGGGCCAGGCACUUGGGACACCACAGAAAAUGUAAUGCUGCUUUCGAAGCUUAGUUUCUUUCCCAUUUCUUCCCUCUCUGGCCUUUGACACAAAUCUGGUAGAGAGAAGCCUGAUAAAUUGACCACACUUGUUUUUUCUCCCUGUGCACCAGAAAAUUCGUGGAGAGAAAUGCAAGGAUUAGCAAAGCGGCCAAAUGGCCAGGUUGGCCGGUGGCAGGUGGGCGGGCAGGCAGGCGGCCUGGGGCUCAGCCUUCGUUCUGAGGGCCUCAUCGCCUCGCUGGAAGCUUUUUAUUUUAAAUACCAUUUGUGAAUGUUCCAGAGGGAGGAUCCUAAGAGCCUAAAGCUUAGAUUUCCAAAGAAAGGUAUUUAAAUUUAUGUAGAUUGGUGCUGUACAAUAUUUUGAUAAAUAUUAAUUUAUUUUGUUGGGGUUUUGGUUGUCUCCUGUGUUCUUGGGGCCUGUUAGCUAUUUGUUUGCUUGGUCUGUUAUUUUUCCACAUGGGCAGAGAGAAUUUGAGGGAAAGAGGGUGUCCAAGAAGGGUAGAGAGGAUUUUGGUUUUUUUUUUACUUUAACAUCUCUUUUUGGCUGAAAUUUCUGUGCAAGACAGUACCCCGCAGACUGUGUUUACACUUGCUAUUUCAGCUGGCAGCAUACAGCAUUCUACACACUGAAAGGUGUUUCCCCUACAAGGCUCUGGGAUAGAGAACAUCCUGGCAGAUGUGAGUCUCUCCCUUCUCCCCUUCCUCCUCCCCACCCCUCCUCCUCCCCCUCCCCUCCCCCUCCCCCUCCUCUCCCUCCCUCCUCCUCCUCCUCCUCCCCCUCACUUAGCCCAGAGCUGGAAAGUGCUGCCCCAGAGGCUCAGGCCCCGUGAGGAGAGGCCCCCACCCCCGGCCACGGUGGAGCCUCCCCCAGGAAAGGACAUCUGAGGUGACACAGACACGUGGUCACUGUGCUUUUAUUGAGAAUAGUGUUUGUACAGUUGCCAGGGGUUUUCCCUUCUGUGCAUGAGGCAGUGAUGUGAGGGGCGGUAUCUUGGGUGAGCACUCGAUCUUAAUAGACUUUCUCAUCACACCCCUCGUUCCUGCCUCUGAAAUACACACACACACACACACACACACACACACACACACACAGGCAAAAAGAAAACCCACCAGAAGUGCCCAACAGUUUCACAUCUCUCAGCACCCCCCCAAACAAGAAUAUGAUUCUCCUGUGACGCUCAGAUACUUGGCCAGUGUUUGCCUACAUAGUCAGAAAUCCCACAUUUCCAGAGACACACCCUUUGGGAGUGGUGUCCACUUUUAUUUGUGCCCCCAUCCCAAAUAUUCCCACAGGAAAGACCCAUUUGUGCUAAGUGAGUAGGUGCCUUCCUGCCCCUGGGGGCCCUGUCCUGCAUGUUUGCGUGACCUGGUAGAAACACGGAGAAGCCAACAGCAGGGCCCCCAGGCCUCUGCCAAAGAGUAGGGGUGAAGGGGGUCUCCAGGGAAGCACCCAGGCCCUGGGGGCAGGUGAGACAGGCACCCACUUCUUGGGGGGACCUUGGGCGGGAGAUUGGGCCUCUGUACACCCCCAGCCCCCAGCUGCUCAGACCCCCUCACCCCACCUUUGGGCCAGAUUUGUUUUUCCAAACCAAGAGGGAGGAGUGGUUGAGCCAUCUUUUCCAGGCCGCCUUGGAGACUGCAAAACAUAGGUGUUGUCAGAACCCCUCACAGCUCCCCCACUUGGUUUUCCAUUGACUCUCAUCUGUCAGGCCAUCAACCACCUGGUCCAUGUGGCUGAGGCUGGGGUUGGACACCAUGGGCCUCCCACCUCCUGUGUGUCCACAGGCUUCUCCGCCCACCCUGAGCUUCUGAGGCCCUGACACGCUUCCUCCUUCACCUGUGGCACGCCUGUGUUCACACCUGGAUAAGGCACUCGGCCUAGCUGGACUCGUGGCCAAGAGUGUGCUGCUAUUCCCGAGUGGGGGUGGGGAGGGCGGUGGGAACUCGGGUUAUACCGGAUCUCCCCCAACCCCACCACAGAGCAGCCUUCUGAGGUGACAAGGUUUUGCUGUCUCACAGCCUAACACUGGAGACAGAGCUAUGAGUGAGGACAGGGUGGGAGGCUGGGUUCCUUGGGUGAGUGUGGGCGUGCCUUAGACCCCACCCUGACUACAGGUGAGCUCGUGGGCAUUUUGGGGGCCUCACUGCUGGAGAAAACCUGCCUGGCCCUGUGCCAGGAGCCGUCUUUUCUUAUUUGAAUGUCCCGCUUUUAUACGUCUAACAAGAGCCGAUUGUUCUGUUGGCACCCAAGAGCCAUCCCCAUGAAGAGGAGUAGCGCGGGAUCUUGGCGCCCGGCUCCAUGACCGGUGUGUUGUAGGAUGGAUGGAGAGGUGUGUUUGUGGGCACAUGCACGCUCUGCUGGGUGUACGUAGGUCUGUGAUGCUUGUGUGCAGAACUGUUACAGAGUUUACUUCAGGUGGAACUAAAUAUAUUUUAUGUGUAAUUGUUAUGUAUAAUUUAAGACAUAUCUGUUUGCCAUCGUAAUGAGAGUAUUGUAUGUAAGGCUCCUUAGAGCGAGAUGUACAUUUUGUCAGACUCUUGCGGACUUUUUUUUGGUAAUGAAAUGCUUUAUUGAUCCAGUGGUGCAAGAAGCUACACUCCGUAUCUCGUCAUCAUAGUUAGGAUGCCUAAUGGAUUUUAAGGCAAAAAAAUAGGUCAACUAAAUUUCACAGUCGUCACUAGAACCCAGAGUCUUUCAGUGCCUGCUGCUUCACGGAGCAGCUGUGGUCUCUUUCAAGAGGGACGUGGUCCGGCCAGGGGACUCAGGGCACAGUCAUCGUGGGGCCCUCCUGGAUCCCCCUGUGUGUGUGUUGCACUGCGGCUGAAAGACCUCGGCUGUGAAGUUCGAAUCGAUUUUCUCAGGGUAUGAGCGUGUCCAGCAGGGUCAGGAAACAGGGCUAGCAAGAAGCAUUCAGACUUUGUUAAUUUAUUAACGAAGUAUAUGAUACUGUGUUUCUUGAUGACAAACUUUUUAAGUUUGGGACUUAUUUUCCCAUCUGAGAAGUUAUAUAUUUAAAAUAAGUUUCCUCCUUAAGUUGUGCCUUUCAGCGUCAGUGGGUUUAAGGAACACAAAGCGUGGUGAUAUCAAUGAGGGUUGGUUUAUUAUCAAAUCUGAACUAGUUGUGGUUUUUCCAGUAAACUUUUUCUUCUACUGACCAAGGAGCCAUUAUUAAGAGAAUUGUGUUUUUUAUUAUGUAAAUUGUAUAAUAUUUUUUGCUUGUUUGAUGUUCUAUUUUUCUAAUAGUUUUCUUAUAGUUGCUUAUAAUUGUGAUACUAGAUUUAGAUUCUGAAGCUAACUGCAAAUCAGGUUGGUCUCUGCUGGUCCCUCCUGUUUUGUUUAUUUUAAGGACAGGCAUAGGUAUCAUCCAUCGCCUUUAAAAAAUGUGAAAGGCUGUGCUGUAUCCCAUUUUUGCUGAGAACACUGUACAUUGACAACUUCCUACCAUACUUUACAUUGUAAAAUCAAACUAUUUUGUGGUACAUUAUCUCAUGCUUCCGCAAAUUCUAAUAAAUCCUGUCUGUGGCUUCAGUGUG